Molecule: messenger RNA, 1243 nt
Organism: Pararge aegeria (speckled wood butterfly)
Lineage: Eukaryota; Metazoa; Arthropoda; Insecta; Lepidoptera; Nymphalidae
Exons: 8
Coding region: 55-1029 (324 amino acids)
Source: RefSeq, a predicted model, not a curated record
GUUCCCUGCACAAGACGGGACGGUUAAAGUCCCGAUAGCAGAAUAAAAGUUAUAAUGAAAGAACUCCUAAGUUUGCUGGCCAUCGCCUCUUUGGCUUCUGGAAUGCAAUACAAUGGUCUCCGAGUUAAGUUCGGCUGGUCAGACGCGUUAGCAAAUAAAGAGUACUUCCACAAGAUCCCCCGUACGUUGGUGCAAGCGGAGAGCGAAGGUUGGCGUAGAACUGAACGCCCUAAGGGACCACUAGAAGAAUUACGGCUAUACUGUUCGCCAGGAAAAUAUGUCUGCCCAUUGUACGAUCCUUCUGGUUUCGUAGCUGGAAUACAACUUGCGUUCCCGGCUGAUGAGUUGGUCACUCCCACUUUUAAGCCAGAAAAGUGGUUUAAAAAGUGGACCGUGCCAGCGUCUGAUGGUGAGCCUGCGAAGGACUACAUGACUAUCACGCAGUAUUUUGUUUCUGAAGAAUCCUUAGCAGCGGGUGCGGGGCCGCAAAUGGAGAACGGGGCCACACUGCAAGAUGGUGGCGUAUGGGUCAACGACCCCGAUGGACAGCUCAUGCGCAUCCCAAGCACCGAAGCAGAGCUCAACACCACGCUUUUCAAAAAACAGAACUGCGUACCUAACAUGGGAACGCACUACUAUUACAACAUGUCGCGGGACACCCUCUGCGAGAAUAUAUUGCCGUGGUUUGCGAUUACGACCAAGGGCUACUUAGUCGGUGUUGGCCUUCAGUUUUUCGGUAAACUUACCGAGUCGCCUAAAGAAAAGGAGUGGUUCGAGCUCUUUGAAGGGAGAAUGAUAGCAGAGUCGACUAUUCCGCUUGCACCGGAGUGUCUCUAUCGAAGCGCAGACACCUAUCCAGUCUUUGGUCUCCACAUUUACUACAUCGAUGACCCUUGGAAUAUCAAGUGCCGAGCCGGGGAUUCAAUCAAAACCGCCGAUUUGAUGAGCCGCCUGAUGAUAAACCUAGACAGAUACUCUACUUCGCUAAUGGACAAUGUGAAAAAGAUUUUUAUCGUUAAUAAGACAUAGCAGUUGUCAAAAAUAAAAAAUAAAUAUAUUUUUUCUAAAGCGAGGUCCACUAUUUGGUGUCGCGCCUACUUCCAGUCGUUCUAAUCUGCUAAGGUUUUUAUUUGAAAAUUUCUUAUAAUUCACCAAAUUUUAAUAAAUUUACUGAAUUAUUAUAAAGGUUAUGAAAAGAAAGAAACAAUUGUUUAUACAAUUUAUAAAAUUACUUCUUGAAUGG